ACGAUCGAAAGCCGAGACGAGCGUUCCCCGACCAGGCCCCAAGCGGCAACUGGAAGCGCGUUUGUGGAACGUCCCAGCGGCAGCUCAUAACUACCGAUGUGUUUAAGACUGCGCACAGCAGCAGGCGUUCCGGCCACGCCCAGCAAUGGUGAACCUCUGCCAAACUCGUCUCCUCCAAGCCGGGCGGUUCCAUCUCUCGAGAUGUGGGACCUUGUUCCGCCCGAGUUCUUCCCGUCGCCCUACAGUGACUGGCAAGACUGGAGCUUCGGCUGUAUCAACGAGCUGAGUAUCCUGCUCAACGAUUGCUGCGGAUGAUUCGCUGCAUCAAUCACGAGUUCGAUUCACGCAGUUUCUGACGAGUUAAGGCGCCGAAUUCGGUGCCAAAAUGGUCUGGACUGGAAAACGUGGGCAUAAGUAGUUGAUGCAAAGAAGGCGGCGUAAGAAAACAUCGAUAACUUGGUGAAAAAUGCAAGCAUUUGACGCUUG
This is a messenger RNA of Phytophthora sojae, 486 nucleotides long. RefSeq lists its product as hypothetical. NCBI's taxonomy places the organism in Eukaryota, Oomycota, Peronosporomycetes, Peronosporales, Peronosporaceae. The coding region runs from base 97 to 315 and encodes 72 amino acids. The transcript has a single exon. The record is from RefSeq and is a predicted model, not a curated record.